AUGACACUUUGGAGUAUUUUAACUCACUUACAUCCGUACCAAAAUUCCAAUGCCAGAGCUAUGAAUGCUUUGAUCUUAACAAUAUUUCCUUUGAAUUGGUUUUUAAAUUUUUUAUAUUAUACGGAUCCGGGAUCAACAUUUUGUGUUUUAUUUGCAUAUUUAGCAGCUUUGGAACAAAAUUAUUGGAAAAGUGCCAUGAUUGGUGGUUUAAGUAUUCUCUUUAGACAAACAAAUAUAAUAUGGGUUUGUUUUAUAUUAGGAAUAUCAAUUCUAAAAGUUCUAUCAGAUGAUAGAAAUAUCAGUAUGCGCCGUACUUUAAGACUCACUAAAGGAAAUAAUAUUACAUUAAAUAGUGAUGUAUUUGUUAGAAGUGUUGUCACAAAGAAGAAGGAUAAUAAUAAUGAAUUUUCGGUAACAGAUGUUAUCAAUUAUGAUUUGAACGUUUUGUUCGUUAGUCUGUUCUCUGGAAAGAAAAGUUUAUCUACCGGACAUCAUUUCUCAUCACCUUUAAAUUACUUUUACGAUUGUUUGACUGAAAGUGGAUUAACCAAUGGAGUAAAGGUUAAUUAUUUAGACGAUAAACGUCUGACGCGCGAUUUCAAAUUAGGAAUCGUUACUUUGGUUCAUCGACCAAAACAUCGUUCAAAGAAAAAAAUAUCAAUGGAGGAAAUAAUAAAUGCAAUUCCAAAUCUCAUCAAAAAAGUAACAAAGUAUCGACCAAAAUUUCUUUGUUUUAAUGGUAAAGCAGGUUAUGAAGCAUUUUUAAAAUACGAUUCUCGAUUUACUAGAAUCUUUGUUUGUGUACCAACAAGCGGACGCGUUGAAGGAGGAGGAGAAUACGAUAAAGUAGAUCAAGUUAAAUAUUUUAAAGAAUUAAAUGAAUUAUUAUUAUUUGAGCCACAACAACCAAAACAACUCGAGGAAAUAGAAGAUAUUAUUGAUUCACUCGAGGAGGAGGAAAUAGAUGAACUUAAGGAUAUCGAUCAAUUCGAGGAGAAGGAUGAUUUAAUAGAUGUUGAUAUAGAUAAUGAAAUUUUUCAUAAAGAAAUUGAGAAAGACUUGAUGAAGAGAAAACGCCUAAAUACUUCUUGGAAUGAAAUUGAUAAAAUUGAAAAAGAAAUUGAUGAAAUAAUUAAAGAAUUACAAUAUGAACUGGAAUCAUCAUCAGAAUACAAUCUUCAAGAAAAUAAUAAAAUUCAUGAUCAAUUUGUACCAUCUUUUAAUAAUAUUGGUUCAUUAAAUUAUAAUAAUAUUGAUGAUUUUAUGAAGGUACCAUCAACUACUACUGCAAUUAAUGAUUCAAAAGAAUAUUCUUGGAUAUGGAAAACGCGUGAAGAAGAAGAAAUGACGAAUGUCGAUGAAGAUGAUAAAUUAGGCUUUAAACCUCCUGAAUCUUUCAAGGCGAUGAAAUAUUAA
Messenger RNA from Diversispora eburnea, 1416 nucleotides. The record is from the annotation of a GenBank genome assembly. Lineage: Eukaryota; Fungi; Glomeromycota; Glomeromycetes; Diversisporales; Diversisporaceae.